Messenger RNA from Ananas comosus (pineapple), 1134 nucleotides. Its product is annotated as protein YABBY 4-like. The coding region runs from base 381 to 1061 and encodes 226 amino acids. The record is from RefSeq and is a predicted model, not a curated record. Gene Ontology annotation, biological process: multicellular organism development; regulation of shoot apical meristem development; regulation of leaf development. The transcript is spliced from 9 exons. Lineage: Eukaryota; Viridiplantae; Streptophyta; Magnoliopsida; Poales; Bromeliaceae. Gene Ontology annotation, cellular component: nucleus.
AGAGAGAGAGAGAGAGAGAGAGAGAAAGAGAGAGAAAGAGAGGCUUUGGACCUGCCCUAUAUCUUUCUCAAUCUCACCAUUUUCUCAGCAGAUCCGAGGCUCCACUGAAUCAGAUCGAGUCAAUCAAAGCAUCAAAUCAAAGGCAUCAAAUCAAACUCAUCACAUCAACAACAACAACAACAACAACAACAACAGCAACAACAACCAAACCAAAAAAACACCCCCACAAAAAAAAAGAAGAAAAGGGAGCCCAGAAAGGAGAGAAAGAUCCCCCCUUGGCUUGGGUCGGUCGGUCGGUCGGUUGGUUUGUUGGUUGGUUGGUUGGGCAAUCAAAUCAAAUCAAAGAAGCAGCUGCUGCAGGAGAUCCAAUAAAUCAAAUCAUGUCAUCCUCCUCCGCCGCCUUUUCUCUGGACCACCUCUCGCCUCCCCCUUCCGAGCAGCUUUGCUACGUCCACUGCAACUUUUGCGACACCGUUCUCGCGGUGGGGGUGCCAUGUAGUAGCCUGUUUAAGACGGUGACGGUGCGGUGCGGGCACUGCACGAACCUGCUCUCCGUCAACAUGAGGGGCCUCCUCCUCCCCGCCGCGAACCAGCUCCUGUUCGGCCAAGCCUUCUUCGCUCCCUCGCACCACACCCUCUUGGAUGAGAUACCGUACCCUCCACCGAGCUUACUGAUGGAUCAUCAUCAAGCAAAUGUGAGCAAUCAUGGAAGUACCAACAACAACAUGGUGGCUCCUGUGAAAGGAUCUGAAGAAGUAGAGCUCCCUCAGACACCUGUUGUUAACAGACCUCCGGAGAAGCGGCAGAGAGUCCCCUCGGCGUAUAACAGAUUCAUCAAAGACGAAAUCCAGCGCAUCAAGGCCGGAAACCCCGACAUCACCCACCGAGAGGCCUUCAGCGCCGCUGCAAAGAACUGGGCACACUUCCCACACAUCCAUUUCGGCCUGAUGCCUGAUCAGGGCCUGAAAAAGACCAGCGUUCGCCCGCAGGAGGGAGAGGACGUUCUCCUCAAGGACGGGCUCUACGCUGCAGCAGCAGCAAACUUGGGCGCUCACUUUUAGGGUUUUUACCUUAUUCGGCUGUUGCUGUUAGGGUUUCCUCUCUCCCCUCCCCCCCCCUCUCUCUCUCCCUCUC